AUGGGCAAUGGGUGUUCUGGUUAAAGAGAAAUGACUGAAAGAUCUGAAACUUUGAGGCAACCAUCUAUUACUUUAACUAAAUUAAUAGAAUAAGAUAAGUUAAUCAGCAUUGUACCGACUAGUUAAUUAACAUAAAUAGAGAUUCCUAAUGCAUUACUUCCAUCUCCAUCAAGGCAGAGUAUUUCUUUUGAAGCUGUGAUGACUUCAAAAGUAAGAGUGCCUUCAGAAGAGAGUUAGUUUCAGAAUCAAUUUACUUAAAUUAAAGAAGUGAGAUUAACAAAUAAUUAAUCACAUCGUCCAAAAAUUCAGGUUCCUUAAAGAAAGCAUAAAAAAUAGGAAAUAUAUGAAAUUGAACAUUAAUAUCAUUCUUCAAGUCCAAAAAAAUAAAAAAACAGAAAGUAAAUUUCACCAUUAGAAAAUUAAUAAUAAUAAUAAUAAUAAUAAUACUAUGACUAUAAGAAAACUAAUAAAAGCAACAGAAAGAAAUCAACUUCAAAUUAAUAGAAAAUGAAAUAAUUAAAUGAAAUUGAAAUCAUUUCAAGAAGAAAAUAUUCUGAUCUUCCUUCUAGAACUGAAAAAACUUAAGUAAAAAGAAAGAUUAGUAAUUCAAUUGAUGAUCACAAUUUUAUUAUUGGAACGGAUUGUAUUUCUAAGGUAAAAUCAUAUACUCCAAGUCCAAUUUUAAAAAGAAAAGAGUCAGAUUGUGAAACUAAUUCUUUUUAAAAAAAGAUGGUACGAUUUAAAGACAUCAAUUAUAGAAGACCAGGCUUUGUUAAUUGA
Messenger RNA from Paramecium pentaurelia, 780 nucleotides. The record is from the annotation of a GenBank genome assembly. NCBI's taxonomy places the organism in Eukaryota, Ciliophora, Oligohymenophorea, Peniculida, Parameciidae.